GUUUCCCCUAGAACACCUACCUUCAUUGUCUAGUUGAAAAGUCACGUUGUGAGAAGAAUAAAAAAACGUUUUAAUUUAAAAAAAAUUAGUGUUCAGAAAUCUUAAAGUCCGAAAUUAGUGAGCAAAAUGAUGCAACCACAAAUUCUUUUACUAAAAGAAGGGACAGACACCUCUCAAGGAAAACCACAACUUAUAUCAAACAUAAAUGCCUGCCAGUCGGUAGUAGAUGCAGUAAGAACAACUUUAGGUCCUCGGGGUAUGGACAAACUUAUCGUAGACAAAAAAGGUAAAUCUACAAUUUCUAACGAUGGGGCUACCAUAAUGAAACUGCUGGAUAUCGUCCAUCCCGCCGCCAAGAGUUUAGUUGAUAUCGCAAAAUCUCAAGAUGCUGAAGUGGGCGAUGGCACUACCAGUGUGGUUCUCCUUGCUGGUGAAUUUUUAAAACAAAUUAAACCUUACGUUGAAGAAGGCGUCCAUCCGCGUAUCAUAAUUAAAGCAGUGAGAAGAUCACUACAGUUGUGUUUAGACAAAAUCAAUGAGCUUGCUAUUAAGAUUAACAAAGCAAAUGCAACUGAGUUUCACUCACUUUUACAAAAGUGCGCUGCUACUGCCAUGAGUUCGAAAUUAAUUCAUCAACAACGUGAUUUCUUUUCAAAGAUGGUUGUGGAUGCGGUGUUACACUUAGACGAAUUGUUGCCUUUGAAUAUGAUUGGUAUUAAGAAAGUUCAAGGGGGUGCUUUAGAAGAUUCAGUUCUUGUAGCUGGUGUGGCAUUUAAGAAAACUUUCUCGUAUGCAGGAUUUGAAAUGCAGCCUAAAGUUUAUAAUAACUGUAAGAUUGCUCUUCUCAAUAUUGAGCUUGAAUUGAAAGCUGAAAGAGAUAAUGCUGAAAUUAGAGUGGACAAUGUUAAAGAAUACCAGAAAAUUGUAGAUGCAGAAUGGAAUAUUCUGUACCAGAAGUUGCAGAAGAUACAUGAGUCAGGGGCCAAUGUUGUUUUAUCCAAGCUUCCAAUUGGUGAUGUUGCCACACAGUAUUUCGCUGAUCGGGACAUGUUCUGCGCCGGCCGCGUUCCCGAAGAAGACCUCAAACGCACCCUCAAAGCUUGCGGAGGCGCCGUCAUGACGACGGUGCACGACCUCAACGACUCCGUCUUGGGCAAAUGCGAAUACUUCGAAGAGAGACAAAUCGGUGGCGAACGCUUCAACUUCUUCAAAGGUUGUCCAAAUGCCAAAACUUGCACCAUGAUCCUGCGCGGCGGAGCCGAGCAAUUCCUCGAGGAAACCGAACGGUCACUCCACGACGCCAUCAUGAUCGUCCGAAGAACGAUCAAAAACGACGCCGUCGUCGCUGGAGGCGGCGCCAUCGAGAUGGAACUCUCCCGAAUGUUGCGCGACUACUCCAGGACCAUCGCUGGCAAAGAGCAGUUGCUGAUCGGAGCCAUCGCCAAGGCUCUGGAGAUUAUCCCCAGGCAGUUGUGUGACAACGCGGGAUUCGACGCCACGAAUAUUUUGAACAAGUUGAGGCAGAAGCAUGCGCAAAACCACUGCUGGUAUGGCGUGGACGUGAACAAGGAGGAUAUCAGCGAUAAUAUGGAAGCGUGUGUUUGGGAGCCAGCUAUUGUUAAGGUAAAUGCUUUGACGGCCGCCACCGAAGCGACUUGUUUGAUUUUGUCGGUUGACGAAACUAUUAAGAAUCAAAAGUCGGGAGAUGCUCCACCAGCAAUGGGGCGCGGAAUGGGGCGGCCAAUGUGAAAGGCAAGUAGGUAAACUCGUUUUCAAUUUUUAUUUUUUAACUUUGGCAUUAAUCUCACAUGUGUAGUAGAGUCAAAUAAGUUAUUUUGUAAUGUUGUGCUUAGUUGCAACACUGAUGCAUUAAUAAAUAAAAUCAUUUAACACCAAAA
Zophobas morio is the source of this 1898-nucleotide messenger RNA. It is a transcript of the gene CCT7, whose product is annotated as T-complex protein 1 subunit eta. Gene Ontology annotation, molecular function: ATP binding; ATP hydrolysis activity; ATP-dependent protein folding chaperone. The transcript has 3 exons. Gene Ontology annotation, biological process: protein folding. Gene Ontology annotation, cellular component: chaperonin-containing T-complex. The coding region runs from base 127 to 1749 and encodes 540 amino acids. Lineage: Eukaryota; Metazoa; Arthropoda; Insecta; Coleoptera; Tenebrionidae. The record is from RefSeq and is a predicted model, not a curated record.